Molecule: messenger RNA, 936 nt
Organism: Ceratotherium simum simum (southern white rhinoceros)
Lineage: Eukaryota; Metazoa; Chordata; Mammalia; Perissodactyla; Rhinocerotidae
Product: olfactory receptor 5K1-like
Biological process (GO): G protein-coupled receptor signaling pathway
Cellular component (GO): membrane
Molecular function (GO): olfactory receptor activity; G protein-coupled receptor activity
Source: RefSeq, a predicted model, not a curated record
AUGGACAUGAUUGAAGAUAACCACUCCUUGACAACUGAGUUUAUCCUCACAGGAUUCACGGAUCACCCAGAGCUGAAGACCCUCCUGUUUGUGGUGUUCUUUGCCAUCUAUCUGAUCACUAUGGUGGGAAAUCUUGGCUUGGUGGCACUGAUUUUUAUGGAGCUCCGUCUUCACACGCCAAUGUAGAUCUUUCUGGGCAACCUGGCUCUGACGGAUUCCUGCUGUGCCUGUGCCAUUACCCCCAAGAUGUUAGAGAACUUCUUUUCACAGGACACAAUGAUUUCCCUCUAUGAAUGCAUGGCACAAUUUUAUUUUCUCUGCCUUGCUGAGACUGCGGACUGCUUUCUCCUGGCGGCAAUGGCCUAUGAGCGCUGUGUGGCCAUCUGCAGGCCACUGCAGUACCACACCAUGAUGUCGAAGAAACUCUACAUUCGGAUGACCACAGGGGCCUACGUCGCUGGACACCUGCAUUCCAUGAUCCAUGUAGGGCUUCUGUUUAGGUUAACUUUCUGUGGGUCUCAUCAAAUCAAUCACUUUUUUUGUGAUGUUCUUCCAUUAUACAGACUCUCCUGUGUGGACCCUUAUAUCAAUCAAUUGAUGAUAUUUACCUUUGCAGGGUCAGUCCAAAUCUUCUCUAUUACCAUAGUGCUGAUCUCUUAUCUCUGCAUCCCCUUCACAAUUUUCAAAAUGAAAUCCAAAGAGGGAAGAGGUAAAGCCUUAUCUACAUGUGCAUCCCACUUUCUCUCUGUCUCGAUAUUCUAUGGUUCUCUUCUCUUCAUGUACAUUCGACCAAGUUCAGUUAAAGAAGGGGAUAAAGAUAUACCCGUUGCUGUUUUUUAUACAAUAGUAAUUCCUUUAUUAAAUCCUUUUAUUUAUAGUCUAAGAAAUAAGGAAGUAAUAAAUGUUAUGAAAAAAGUUAUGAAAAUAAUUUCAUAA